AUGGAGCCUGUUGAGCGACACCCAGCCAAUUAUGAAUUUCAGACUGCAGUGGUUUGGUUCCGGCGAGACCUCCGGGUGGACGAUAACCCGGCUCUUGAAGCUGCUCUCAACGCAGCCGCAACUGUGAUACCUGUGUUCAUAUGGGCACCUGAGGAAGAAGGACAGUUCCAGCCUGGACGCUGCAGUCGCUGGUGGACGAAGCACUCGCUGGUUGACCUGCAGCAGGCACUCGCCGCGCUUGGGAGCCGCCUCAUUAUUCGACGGUCCACGGAUUCCACAGCAGAGCUCUUGAAGGUCGUUGGAGAAGUGCGGGCUGAGGCUGUUUUUUUCAACCACCUGUACGACCCUAUCAGCCUCAUGCGUGACCACGACUGCAAACGGGGCCUUGCGGCAGCGGGUGUCGCGCACCGUACAUUCAAUGGCGACAUGCUAUAUGAGCCUUGGGAGGUCCUGGACGUCAAUAAACAGCCCUAUUCCACCUUUGACGAUUUCUGGAACAGCGUCCGGGCUAUGACAGUACCGCCGCCUUUCCCUAUGGCGGCGCCAGCUGCAAUGCCGCCCGUGCCGGCCUUCGUGCCGUCCUUGAUGGUUUCGGAGGUAGAUUGGUUCUUCACCGCGGAGCAGGAGGCGUCCAGCGACCAACUGAAAUUUAAGUGGAAGCCCGGAGUGGGCGGCGCCAUAGCAGAGCUGGAGCGCUUCGUGACUGAGCGGCUGCACGUGUUCGAGCAUGACCGGGCCAAAGUGGACCGGGACUCCACCUCGCGACUGUCACCGUGGAUCCACAUCGGCAGCAUCAGCGUACGAUACAUCUUUUACAGGAUUCGGCAGUGCCAGGCGGAGUGGCUGGCAGCCGGUGUGGACCGCACUCGCUCCUGUGAUGAUUUCCUGCAGCAGGUGGGAUACCGGGAAUACUCGCGAUACCUGUCCUUCCACUUCCCCUUCAUACACGAGCGCUCCCUGCUGCGCCACCUGCGGGCCUGUCCCUGGAGAAUCGACCAGCAUGCCUUCAAGGCUUGGCGCCAGGGCCAGACCGGGUACCCCAUCGUGGAUGCGGCCAUGCGGCAGCUGUGGAGCAGCGGGUGGUGUCACAACCGCGCACGUGUGGUGGCGGCUUCCUUCCUCGUGAAGAACCUGCUGCUGCCCUGGCAGUGGGGGCUGAAGCACUACUGGGAUGCGCAGAUCGAUGCGGACCUGGAGUGCGACGCGCUGGGCUGGCAGUACGUCAGCGGUGGCAUGAGCGAUGCGCAUCCCUUCAGUUACAUGAUGGACCUGGAGAAGGAGGCGCGCAGGUUCGACCCCGACGGAGAGUAUGUGCGGCGGUGGCUGCCCGUGUUGUCCCGCCUGCCCACCGAGUACAUCCAUGGCCCCUGGAAGGCGCCUCCGCAGGUGCUUGCCGCUGCUGACGUGGAAUUGGGCUGCAACUACCCGGCACCCAUCAUCUCCCACAACGACGCACGAGUCAACGUGGAGUACGCCUGCUCAGUCCUGGACAAGUGCGUCGUGGCGCAAUCCAGCGAAAGCAGCGGCAGAUACCCCUACCGGGCGCCCACCUACCCCGCCGCGAUGGGAGGCGCUGGCGCGAGCUCUGGAGCUAAUCCUACAGGCACUGGCGGCGGCGGCGGUACGUACGGCGGCAGUGCGCCGGGAUCCCGACAGAAUCCGCACAUGUACGGCAGUGCCAGCGGGCUUGCGCCGGAGCAGGCACAGGCAGGUUCUGGUAGCCGUGGUGGCGGUUGGGUUUCCGGCGGUGGCUCAGCAGGCAUGCGGGAGGAUGGCGGCGGCGUGUCGGGACAACGUGUACGGCGUGACGCCCCGUCCGGCAGUGCCGGAGGCGGUAGCGGCGGCGGCGGUGGAGCGCCUGGCUCGGCCCCCGUGUCGCAGCUGGCUGCUGGUGGGAUGCCACCGCCGCAAGCUCUCGCCCCAGCGCCUGGUGGGGGUGUUUAUUACCACCCCGGCGACGCGGCAGGCCAGCAGGUGCUGGAGCAGAUACUUCAGCAGCAGCGUCGUACGCGCGCCGCCACUGUACGGCAGCAGGACGGCAGCGGCACGGACCGCCCGCCACCACAUUACCAGAAUCAGAUUCAGCAAAUGCCGCCGCCUCCGCCGCAGCAGCAGCACUUCCAGCAGCACAACGCGGGUCAGGGGAUGCCGCCGGAUGGAGGCGCCGACACCACCCUGGCCGCCGCCGCAGCGGCUGCAGCGGCUGCCGCAGCCGCUGCCGCGGCCUGGGCGGGCCGUGUUGAGGCCGGCGAUGCAGACGAGGAGGCUGUAGCGCUGUGGCAGCAGCAACAGAUGCUGCAGGGCGGCACGGCGGCCUAUGCGUUCGAGCAGGCCAUGCAGAUGCUGCUGGCGCGGCGUCGCAUGGGUGAUGGUGUCAGCGCCAUCAGCGGCGACCAAGGUGGCGAUCAGGGCCCUGACGGCCCGGACCUGGACGACGCGAAUAGUGAGGAGGUGGUGUCCAACACGGUCAACCUCAACAUGACGGCCUUCACGGGUGCGAGCGCGUAUAGGAACCAGGCGGGCACAGCGCGCGGUGCACGGAAGCGCGGCCGGGAGGCCGCGGCGGCCGCAGCGGCUGCGGCCAAGGCCGGCGGGCGCGACGACGGAGCGGGGCACGAAGAGGAGGUGGAGGAGGGGCAGGUGGGUCGGUUCUCUCCUCCUCUCGAUAUCCUUCACCUGGUUAUGAUGUGUUCCUUUUCCUCCAAAAUAUCCCUCACGGAAUUCUUCUGUCACUUUACUAGUUGA
Messenger RNA from Volvox carteri f. nagariensis, 2745 nucleotides. RefSeq names its product Deoxyribodipyrimidine photolyase, class 1. Gene Ontology annotation, cellular component: cytoplasm; nucleus. The record is from RefSeq and is a predicted model, not a curated record. The coding region runs from base 1 to 2745 and encodes 914 amino acids. NCBI's taxonomy places the organism in Eukaryota, Viridiplantae, Chlorophyta, Chlorophyceae, Chlamydomonadales, Volvocaceae. Gene Ontology annotation, molecular function: FAD binding; DNA binding. The transcript has 9 exons. Gene Ontology annotation, biological process: entrainment of circadian clock by photoperiod; circadian regulation of gene expression.